AUCGGAAGAAAUCGAAGUUCGUCCGGUCGAAGCAAAGUCGAAGAUCGUCUGGAAUAGCUUCCUCCCGAUGCUGCUCAAGGCGGCGAUGCAGGCCCUGGGUCCUUGGAGGAGGCCCUGCUCCUCCUCCUCCCACGGCUUCUCCGCCCUCUCUCUCUCCAGCCUCCCCUCCUCCUCCUCCCCUCCUCUCCGAAGGCGGCGAGGCGGCUCGCAUCCGCCGCUCCGGUCCCCCGCGCUCUCCUCCCCUGCGGCGGCGGCGGCUCACCGGAGGAGGAGGAGGCAUUGCUGUUCUUCCGGGAGGACGGUUCGCGCGCACGCCGCCGCUCGGUCCGGGUCGAGCUCGGACACGGCUCGCUUCGCGACGCCCGCUGCCGUCCAGACAUCCGGAAUUGUAAAAAAGAUAAAUUUUUGUCAAUGGUGUGGUGGACCGACGAAGCAUGAAAUACCUGAUGGAGAGGAGAAGAUGAGAGCCAUUUGCACUCUCUGCGGGAAAAUUGCUUACCAGAAUCCAAAGAUGGUUGUAGGUUGCCUCAUUGAGCAUGAUAACAAGGUCCUACUAUGCAAGAGGAACAUCGAACCUUCCAACGGUCUAUGGACUCUUCCUGCUGGUUACAUGGAAAUUGGGGAGUCAGCUGCGGAAGGGGCGAUCAGAGAAACUUGGGAAGAAGCAUGUGCAGAAGUGGAGGUUCUUUCACCUUUUGCUCAGCUGGACAUACCUCGUAUUGGUCAAACCUAUGUAAUUUUCUUAGCUAAGCUGCGGAAUCCUCACUUCUCACCUGGUCCGGAAUCAUCAGAUUGCCAGCUCUUUGCCCUUGAUGAUAUACCUUUUGAUUCCCUGGCAUUUUCAUCCAUCUUGGUCACCUUGAAAUUGUACAUUCAAGAUGUUAAGAAUGGAAGGCCAAGGUUCCACUACGGUACCAUUAAUAAAAGGCCUGGAUCAAGCCCUUCCGAUAUUCGUGCCUAUACUCUGGACUAUCAUCUGCAGUCCUGACUGAAGCUGUGAUGGUUCACCAUAUCUUUGUCUUGAACUACGGCAAUGAAAAAGAUGCGUCAGUCAGAUGCGGGCCUGUUGUGUUCUCUCCGUUCUGCUCAUCUUUUAGCUGUCUCCCUUCUAGUGUGCAGUAAAGAGUAGAAGUUUCGGAGAAUUCAAAUGGAGGGAUGCUUACUUACCCGGUGAAAAUCAGGAAAGGCCCUGAAUGCAAUUGCUUUAACUGGAGAUACUGUGUGUUCAACGGGAGAAUAUUGUUAUUGGGAUAGCCGGUGGAAAUCAAUGAAAACUUUUGCAAGUCUAAAGAAGAAAAGAGAAAAUCUCCAUCUGUUUCUGUUUUCGCACGGAAGAUGCUCAGAAACUGACGAUACUGUCAAGCUUGUAUUUCUCUGUCUCAUCAGUCGUGGAAUUGCGUGUGGAGUGAGAAAUAGAAACUACUGCUUAAUCCUGUCUCUCAGUUUAUAGAAUUUUAUCAGUGAAACCAGGAAUUCGGCUGAACAACCAAAGAUCCUUAUUCCUUUGAAUCUAGAGCAACGGUUGGAGCAA
This is a messenger RNA of Syzygium oleosum, 1531 nucleotides long. Its product is annotated as nudix hydrolase 23, chloroplastic. The coding region runs from base 68 to 988 and encodes 306 amino acids. The transcript is spliced from 8 exons. Lineage: Eukaryota; Viridiplantae; Streptophyta; Magnoliopsida; Myrtales; Myrtaceae. The record is from RefSeq and is a predicted model, not a curated record.